AUCAAAACAGAGGACAAAGUUAGUCAGCAAGUUGCAUAGCUUUUUCGCAUUCAGAUUCCUCAAGCCUCUUUUGUAUGACAUUUGACAAUGUUUUUCACUGCACUGGACCUGACCGGUCUGCUGGAGGUCCAUGGAGGGACCUAGUUAGGAAGGCAUAGAUAAUCACUCGAGGCAGUGCUGGAGACCACCUUGUUAACAAGGUCUACAGCUGCAAACCGUAUACAUUCCUGGAGGACAUGAGGUCGCACCUAUGUUUCGGAGUCCUAUACAGUAGAUUCCAAAAGAGCAUGAAUGUCACACCCACGUCUUAGAAAAGCUGAAGAAAAGUGUGUGCAGUAACCGGAGCGGCCCGCAGGGACCUUUCAGAACAUCUUAUUCAUUACAGGGCGAAGAAAUAAAGAUGGAGUCUGACAGUGAAGAGAAUCGAAGUGAAACAUGUGAUAGUGCAAUUCUGCCUGACUGCAUUGCUGAGGCUCCCAGUUUGCAUCUCGGAGCGGGUAAAAAGCGAGCAGCUGUGGACGGAGCCCGUGGGGCGCCAGUCAACAAGAGGAAAUCGCUCCUGAUGAAGCCCCGGCACUACAGUCCCAGCUCCUGCCCCAGUGAGGGGGAUGACGAGGAGGACCUGGCAAGCGCUCUGGACAAAGACGUGCCCAGGAACACUGACACUCCAGCAGAUGUCUCUUUUACCUGUAUCUCUGAUGAGGACCUCAAUGGUGAUGAUGUCCUGGAAAACACUAUCUAUCACAAUGCAAAGUCACACCCCUUAUUGUCAUGGUCGGAACAAACGAGCGAGGGUUCACCAGACCUGGUGGCUCAAAUGUCUGAACACCAAAACAAGCAAGAGGAGGAAGAGAGCUUAGAUUUUGAAGACAAAAACCAGGAGGACAUCAGAGUCGGUUAUCCCCUGUCCCCAGACCAAGAAUUAGAUGAUGAAGAAUGGAGCAGUCCUCGAUCCUUGACGAAGGUCAAUGGCAUCCAUCAUAGCCCCAGUUCACCUACAGACGAUGCCCUUAUAAAGAGACUUCAAUUAGGGCACCAACUCCACGAAGAUGCCCUUUCUGCAUACAGAAACAGAAACAAUGCAGGGUCUAUGAUGGAGGAGUUUGGUUGUCCAAGGGAGUUCAGUGAUAGUGAGGAGGAGCUCCAGAUGUGCAGGAUAGAGGAGCGAGGAGGUGUUUGGGGUCCAGGUCUGGUGACAAGUCGUUUGGAACUGGACAGGGCCAGACUAAACCUCAGUCUUCUAGAACAGGCCAUGAUGCUGCAGUCUGAACAUAGACAGGUCUUCCACAGUGCCUACAAAGACAUGGACCGCUUUCUUCUGGAGCAGAUAAACCAUGAAAGAAGGCAGCAAAGGAUACUGGAGAUAGACACCAGGACCAUGUACCACAGCAGCAAAGACUCUCCUCGGACAGAAAAGAAAGACAUCAAAUGUCCGACCCCGGGCUGUGAUGGGACGGGUCAUGUGACAGGUCUCUACCCACAUCACCGGAGUCUAUCAGGAUGUCCUCACAAAGUCAGAGUGCCCCCAGAGAUACUUGCCAUGCACGAAAAUGUUCUGAAGUGCCCGACCCCUGGCUGUACGGGAAGAGGCCAUGUCAAUAGUAACCGAAGCACGCACAGAAGUCUCUCUGGCUGCCCAAUAGCUGCUGCAGAAAAGAUCUCCAAACCGCAAGAGGAUCCCACAAAAUGCAGAGAGACAGCAGAGAGAAUGGCUAGACCUUUAGGAAAUUUGAAGAAAUUUGACUUCACCUACAGAUUUGCACAUCCCAUGGCAGCGUUACAGGCCAGUAUGGCCAAAGACAUGGACAAGUACAGCAAAGGCCAUUUCGACUAUGCCAGUUUUGACGCCCAGGUCUUUGGCAAACAAGCCCAGAUGGCAUCCGACCAGAACCACAAAUCUUUACAUUUUCCUGACUCCUCUGCUCAGUUCCCCUGUUUUCUGGGUCCUGGUGGUCAUUUAGUCAUGGCCGGAGACUACAGCCCUAAUCGCCAUAAACCCCAAAGCAACACCCUCCAGUCCAACAUUGCAUCUGCAGCCAUCCUCAACCUCUCCACUCGUUGCCGAGACAACAGCAAGGCCCUGCCCCCCGCUCGGCCCCUGGCAUCAUCCACAAAGGACACCCUCAUUGAGGUAGAUGAGAACGGAACACUGGAUUUAAGCAUGAAAAAGAAGAGAGAGAAAGCACGGGACUCUCCUGUGAUGCCAGCAUUAGGAGAUGCUCUUUUUACCUCACCUGAACCUUCGCUAGCCAAAGCAGCAGGUAUCCAGAUCUCUCCGGCCAUCUAUCGUGUCCUCUAUGAACAGGACGCCUGGGGCACACCAUUAAAUUACAGCAAAACACCCGUCCAACAAGACAAAGAGGUGGGUCCAUUGGAGAAGGCAUCACUCGAGGACAAAGCGUACAACGGGGAUGCGAACAUUACAAAAAACAAGAUGCUCAUAAGAGAUGCCAAGAAAGAGCUAAUGAGUUGUCCGACUCCGGGUUGUGACGGUAGUGGUCAUGUGACAGGGAAUUAUGCAUCACAUAGAAGUGUGUCUGGGUGCCCACUGGCUGAUAAGACCCUGAAGUCUCUAAUGGCUGCCAAUUCUCAAGAACUAAAGUGCCCAACUCCUGGCUGUGAUGGCUCAGGUCAUGUAACAGGAAACUAUGCGUCUCAUCGAAGUCUGUCAGGCUGCCCUCGUGCCAGGAAAGGAGGCUUGAAGCUCACGCCAAGCAAGGAGGACAAAGAAGAGCCAGAGAUGAAGUGCCCAGUCGCAGGUUGUGAUGGACAGGGCCACGUGUCAGGCAAAUACACAUCGCAUCGAAGUGCAGGAAGCUGCCCCAUCGCCACCAAGCGGCAGAAGGAGAGUUCCAUGAACGAAUCGGCCUUCUCCUGGAAGGUCUGUAAGCAGGAUCUGCCACAUUGCCCCCUGCCUGGCUGCAAUGGGUUGGGUCAUGCCAACAAUGUCUUCAUUACUCACAGGAGUUUGUCAGGAUGUCCCUUAAAUGCCCAGAGUAUUAAGAAAAAACUCUCAGAUGAAGAGAUGAUGACCAUCAAACUGAAAACCAGCAGUGGUAUUGAAAACAAUGAAGACAUGCAGCAUUUGGAUGACGAAAUAAAAGAACUAAAUGAAUCAAAUCUAAAGAUAGAAGCAGACAUGAUGCAGCUUCAAACACAGAUCUCAUCCAUGGAGUGCAAUUUGAAGACUAUAGAGGAAGAGAAUAAAAUAAUCGAACAGCACAACGACAGUCUGUUGAAGGAGUUAGCGCGUCUUAGUCAAGCACUUAUCAACAGUCUCACAGAUAUACAGCUGCCACAAAUGGGUCCGAUUAAUGAACAGAAUUUCGAAGCUUAUGUGAAUACAUUGACGGAUAUGUACAACAAUUCCGAGCACGAGUAUUCUCCGGAAUGCAAAGCCUUAUUGGACAGCAUCAGAAAAGCCAUAAAGGGUAUUCAUGUAUAAGGCCAAACACUCUCUUUCCAAACAGUUUGAUCAUCUGUGGAGGGCUGGCAUUGUGAUCUGUGCAAGAAAUGUCUCGUUUGAAAAAACAAAACAAAAAACAAAACAAAGAAUAUCUCCGUUCCAUGACAAAUUCAUUGCACUGAAAAAUACCAGCCACAUUUUUCUAAAGCUAAAUGUUUUCACUUGAUAUGUUCUUUUAAGUGAGAUUUUACCUCCUUUUGCACUUAUUUAUUUCCUAUGGUUUGCUUGACUUAAUUUCGUAUUUGUUCUUUUUGUGUAUUAUUAUAGUAUUGCUACAUAUUAUCUUUAUUCAUCGGUACUAUUUAUCGCACAUAAUCUUAUUUAUUUAUUUAUUUAUUUAUUGAAAUCAUAAUUAUUGCAUUUUUUUGCUGCAACUCCAAAAUGCAAGGCCAAUCUUACAUAUUGUAAAUUUGAUUUCGAGUUUAUUUGCAUUUGUUGUUCAAUAACUGAGAGUUUUAAUUGUUCAAAAUAUUUCACAUGCAUUUGUGAUGACUUUUUAUGAAGAACUGAUGUCAAAUGUAAGAAUUGUCCACUUGCUCCACCUGUUGGUGAGCAUCUGUUAUUGGUCUAUAAGAGCAGUGUACACCUAAGUUAUUUUUAAUGUAUUUAUUUUUAAAUGUGUCGUAAACCACUAAUUAAUUCACACAUGAAAUAAUUUGUUUUGAAUCAUACAUUUGUGUUCUAAUUGCUGAUCAAAAGAAAAAUAUUUUAUCUGAACUCUCCAAACGACUGUACAGUGACACUUGACUAGAGCAAAAAUCACAUCAUCAGCAUUAGGCUACAGGAAAAAAAAAGAAAGAAAAAAAAAUCAUGAUACUUUAUUACCUUUUCUGUUCAUAUGAACUGCCUUUGGUGUGCACAUCCGUGUGUGCAUAUAUGUGCCUAAAUGUAAAUGAGUACAUGGAAUAUGAUAUGUUUUGUGGUAGAGCAGUAUUACGUGAAUGGUGAUUCAUUUUACUCUGCAGUCUAUUUAUUUUCUAAAUGAAAAUCAGCCUCUAACUCUGUUUACCUACUGUUUAUACACCAUUUGAAGUAUGUAACGAUAUUCUUGUAAAAAUAGGGGGUCAUUGUUUUGUGAUCAGGUACAAUAAGGGUUUUAUUCUUUUCAUUAGCCUUAUAGGCUUCAGAACUCCUCAACCUUUGUGAGACAAACAAUGUGCUCUAAAAUGUCAAACAUUCCUGGAAAUACCUUCACGUUCAUUUCGUUUUAUGAAUUGUAUUUUUUUCAGCUGUUUCUCAAAGCACUUCACUUUUUAUUCAAUGUUAUCAGUGAUAGCGUAUGAUUUAUAUUACACUACCGUUUACACCCAAUCUGCACUGCAAGCGAGUGACGCGACGCCACGAACUACAUCGCUCCCAUAGAGAAGCGCCAUAUUUGAUUUUUGGCGGGAAUGUAAACGAGGCUAAUUGUCAUUCUAAUUUUCACAACUCUCUUUCUGGAGAUUUUGGCUACUAAAAUUAGUAUGGGAAUAUGUUUUUUUUAUUUUUUUAUUUUUUUUUGUUUGUUUUUUUCUCAGUGUUGCAACAUCUGAAUGGUCAACACCACUUUAAAGAACAGUUGUAGCUACAACAUUGAAGAGACUCUCUAUCCAUUGCACUAACGUGCACAGAACGGGGGCAGCAGGGGCACAAGCCCCUGCCCCUUUCCUUCACAAAUGUAAAGAUGCCCUUUUGGUCAUCCAGAAAAGGUGAGAAGUUGUAAUAAUUAAAUUAAAAAUUAAAAAUUUGUCAUAAUCUCACAAUAACAAUAAUAAUGUGUUAUUAUGAUAUUUCUUUGUAAUUCGCGGGUGUAUUAAAAACAAAUUAAGUGGAGGUGCCUUUAAGAGUGCGCACUACAGCAGAUCGGGGGCGGAUUCCAAUUGAAAGUGAUCCUCCCUAUACCCUAUACUCACUCCGAACUGCAGAGCCCUUAAAGUGGGUACUCUGGAGGGAACAUGGCAUUACUCUAUGAAUGUACCCUUCGCUAACAGUCUUGUGGAAGGGCCCUCCAAGAAAAGAUUCAUUUUCUCACUUUUAUUUUGAACGAGCUUUUGAGUGGCAUCCCCUCCCACAGGAGUGCCCUUCAAGGAAGCAAAAAAUGCAGUUUUGAAUUUGCCCCAGAACAUUGAAGUGCCAUUACCUCAGAUGAGUAACAGGUCAGAUAAAAAGUACACUCCAUGUAUUGUGUUGCAAGUUCAUCAAAAGAAUAAUGCUCGAUUGCUACUGCAUUUUAGAUAUUGCGUACUACUAGUGUAGACAGAUUUAUUAAUUAUAAUGGGAGCGGUUGCAUCACUUUCAGUCAUAUAAAUUAAAUUAGUCUUUUAUAGAAUAUUGACAUAAACUGAAGGAGCUGUCUGGUUCAGCCAAAGCCAGUUUGGUUUUGUAGAAACUAAUAAGCCAUUAGACUAAUCACUUUCAGAAAAAUACCAUUAGGCUACCACAGUACCGCAGCUCCCUAUACGCAUAUUACACGGUCUGCGUAGGGCACCUGCUCCCUAGGGGGGCACCAUCAUACCCUAGGGGGGCACCAGAAACUCCACCGGCUGCCCUUACUCGCAUGUUAUACGUUAUUCAAGGCCCCUGUAUCAUUCAUGGAACAAAGUCGAUCUCUUCGAGUCCUCGCGUUAGCACUUUUUCAUUGCGCCUUCGCAUCGUGCACCACAUUACCAGGGUAAUGCCAUGGUACUGAAUGAUACCAUAUUCAUAUUUUAUGAUACUGUCAUGAUACUCCAAGGUACUUUAAAAAACACCAUGUUUUUACUAUGGCACAUGUCAUAAACAUGGGGUUAUCACAGGACAUGUCUGACAAAAAUAAAUAAACAAGAGUAUUACCAUGGUGCUUUUUGUGAAUAAUAUAGCAGAAUAGGCUAUUAUUUGUGAUGGAAAAUAAAAAUGGGAAAAAUUAUGUACAGUAUAUACUGUAUAUACAAGAAAAUGGUUAAAUACUCAAAAAGCAAAGAAAUUAGUGAAGUAUUUAUAAUUACUACUCAUUUAAAAAAAUAAAAUAAAAAAAAUAAUUAAAAAAAAAUCAGUGCCCUUUUUUAUCCUUCCGCCCUUGUCCCUGCUAAGGUGUGUGAACGUCACUGAUCCACUGCAGCAGCGAUUUAAUUCCCGCCAAAAAUUAAAAAUGGCGCUACUCUGACAAAGGUCUUUUCUAAUCAGCGGUGUUGUCUAUACUGUAAUUGUGAAUCGAAAUUGCUUUGAUAUCAUAUUUCUUAACGUAAUGCCAUUUUAAUUUAAUGUUAAUAUUACAGUGGUGGCUAACACCAAGUUACCAGUUUUCUGUAAAAACAAUAACUGAAGUAAAUACAUCACAAGUGAGGAAGAUUUACAAAUAUAAACCAGCAAAAUAACUUUAAUCGCAACCUGCUACAAUCCAUAAUGACUAAAUCUGAGAGUAGUUUUUAAAUGCUUGAGCCGUGGCAUCCCAGACGAUCUGAGUGUUGUUACUGGAGGCAUUUGUUAUCUUAUUACCAAUGGCCUCAUAGUUGCAGCACUUUUAAUAAUUUAUCUAAAAAAUGAGCGUGUACUGUACCCCUUUGCACUUUUUUUCUGUUAUUAAUGUUUAUAGCAGAACAGGCUAUAGGUAUACUUCAUCCAUUAUAAUUUUUUUCCUGAUCAGUACAGAUUAUCAUGUUUCUUCCUGAAGGAGUCUUACAUAGUUUUACAUUGUUUACUGAUGAUGUCUAAACUUCAAGCAAAUUUACAGAUUAUUCAAAAGGAAUAAAAUCACUAUAUUAUCUGACCAAAUGAGCAUAAUGAAUUGUAUUCUUAAUAAAUGUAAUCAAAUAUUUUUUGUCAACAUCCGAAAUUAUGGUAUAAUUAAUUGUGUUAAAUUAUUUGUAAUUCCCUAAUUUUUAAUUUGUAAACCACAGAUUGUUUGCUCAGGAAGUUUUGUGAGGAAUAUUUAUUUUUUCCUUUUUGAAUUUGAUGUUUUGUAAUGUGAUAUGAAUUUUUUUUGUUUGUGAAAAAGAAAAAUAGUGUAAAACACGGUACUGUUAACGAUUUAGGUUGUUUUUGUUUUAAAAAUUAUUCUUUUUUUUUUCAGUUCAAGUAGUUUGUAUAUCGGGAUUUCCUUACACUUUUAAAAUUUCAUAAGCAGUACUGCGCUGUGUUGUACAGUUUGUGUAUGGUAGAAAUAAACUAUUGAA
Messenger RNA from Myxocyprinus asiaticus (Chinese sucker), 7596 nucleotides. Its product is annotated as suppression of tumorigenicity 18 protein-like. The transcript is spliced from 23 exons. NCBI's taxonomy places the organism in Eukaryota, Metazoa, Chordata, Actinopteri, Cypriniformes, Catostomidae. The record is from RefSeq and is a predicted model, not a curated record. Gene Ontology annotation, biological process: regulation of transcription by RNA polymerase II. Gene Ontology annotation, molecular function: DNA-binding transcription factor activity, RNA polymerase II-specific; RNA polymerase II cis-regulatory region sequence-specific DNA binding; zinc ion binding. Bases 401 to 3445 code for a protein of 1014 amino acids. Gene Ontology annotation, cellular component: nucleus.